UUUUUUUAUAAAAAAAUUUAUAUAUAUAUAUAAUUAGAAUCCUUCUAAAAUGUCUUUUGAAUUUUAUCCUGGAUUAUCACAGAAUUUUUCUCAAUUACUUGAGGAUACAGAUGAACAUAAUGUUAUUAUUAAAGUUGGAGAAGGUUCAAAUACAAAAGAAUUUCGUGCUCAUUCUAUUAUAUUGAAAGCUCGUUCUAUUUAUUUUAAAAAAGCUCUUUCACAGGAUUGGGUUACUAAAGAAAAUAACAUGAUUAAUUUUACUAAACAGAAUAUUUCUCCUAUUGUGUUUGAGAUGAUUAUUAGAUAUAUAUAUACUGGUAUUCUUGAUUUAAAAGACAAAGAUGUUUCAGAUAUUUUAGAUCUUCUUGUGGCAUCUGAUGAAUUNCCUAACUGCUAAAGUUUUGUUUAUUCAUGCAGCACUGUGCAUAAUACGAUAUUAUUGUUUCUUAAAAAAAAAAAAAAAAAA
Rhizophagus irregularis DAOM 181602=DAOM 197198 is the source of this 466-nucleotide messenger RNA. NCBI's taxonomy places the organism in Eukaryota, Fungi, Glomeromycota, Glomeromycetes, Glomerales, Glomeraceae. The record is from RefSeq and is a predicted model, not a curated record.